CCUCUAAAAUGGCUGCAAUGAUAUUUCUUGUCCUCUUACUUGUUUUCCAAAUACAUUUCGCCGCUUCAAAACCUACUGGAUUUAGCCUAAGGCUCAUGCCAAGGGACUCUCCAGAGUCUCCUCUGUACCCGGAGACCUCACCCAACUCGAAAGAAUCGAAAGAUUGAUCAACUUUUCCAAUGCAAAAGCUUGUUAUCUUGAGCCAAAUUCAGCUUACAAUGCAACAGAUUUUGCCCCUGAUAACAUCAACUUACCCAUGCUUCGGGACAAUUUCUUCUACAUGGUGCAGGUUGGCAUUGGAAGCAAUGGUGUACCGUUGUACCUUUUAAUGGACACCGCGCGCUAUGGCCUUACUUGGACACAGUGUCAGCCCUGUAUCUACUGUUACCCCAUGAGAACACCCAAGUUCGAUUCUCGAUCCUCAUUUAGCUACCGGCCACCCCCCUGCAAUCACCGUCUUUGCAUUAAUUGUCAAAACGGCGUAUGUUUCUACAACAUACGCUAUGGUGGAGGUGCCACCACAAGUGGCGUCAUGGCCUUUGAAACUUUCGCGUUUCAGAUAACUCCUCUUACCGCAACAGUUAUUGACAACACUGCCUUUGGCUGCUCCAACGAUAACCGAAAGAUACAACUUGCGAAGAAUGGAGUGAUUUCAGGCAUCUUAGGAUUAGACAAAUCUGCCCAAUCACUGCUCAAUCAACAAGUAUUCGGCAGUAUUAUUCAAGGGCGCUUUUCUUACUGUCUAGUUCCUUUCACUCAAGCACUACAGACUCCCUCUUUCCUCAGAUUCGGCGAGGACAUUCCUCCACGACAUGAAUGUGGCAUCUCAACGAAUAGGAUUUUCACCAGAAACCUUCCAGGUCAUGGCAGAUGGGUCAGGAUUGUGAUGAGAGCGUUUCAACGGUGCUACGAUUCCCGUCAGCUUCAGAGGAUAGAGGCAAGGUGCCUCAUCAGGGAGGGGAAGUUUGCGCAUUUCAUUGACACCGAGCAAGCGUAUUUUUGUGUCGCCUUAGUGGCCGGUGAUAAGAGGACCGUAUUGGGAGCAUGGCAUCAACAGAACAUGAGGGUUAUUUAUGAUCUUGUUACCGCGGGACUCCAGUUUGAGGAGACUAAUUGUGGGGAUGAUACUACAUGAUUGAACUCUUACUCCUUUUCUGAAAAUUUUGUUUUCAAAAUGUCGAUCUUUUCCAAUGGGUGUAAUGCAGAGAAGUAGAUGUUUGUAUGAAGUUCUAACAGCUUAAUCUCUCUGCUAAAAAUGUCAAUAGGAAAAAAAGAAAAAAUACUAAUAACAUGCGUUAAUUAAG
Molecule: messenger RNA, 1304 nt
Organism: Rubroshorea leprosula
Lineage: Eukaryota; Viridiplantae; Streptophyta; Magnoliopsida; Malvales; Dipterocarpaceae
Source: the annotation of a GenBank genome assembly